Molecule: messenger RNA, 2694 nt
Organism: Cololabis saira (Pacific saury)
Lineage: Eukaryota; Metazoa; Chordata; Actinopteri; Beloniformes; Belonidae
Gene: inpp5kb
Product: inositol polyphosphate-5-phosphatase Kb
Exons: 12
Coding region: 344-1903 (519 amino acids)
Biological process (GO): negative regulation of glycogen biosynthetic process; negative regulation of phosphatidylinositol 3-kinase/protein kinase B signal transduction; negative regulation of peptidyl-serine phosphorylation
Cellular component (GO): plasma membrane; endoplasmic reticulum; ruffle
Molecular function (GO): inositol bisphosphate phosphatase activity; phosphatidylinositol-4,5-bisphosphate 5-phosphatase activity; phosphatidylinositol-3,4,5-trisphosphate 5-phosphatase activity
Source: RefSeq, a predicted model, not a curated record
CAGGACGCGCCAUUACGCGCCAUUACGCACCAGGACGCGCCACACAGACUUUACCUUCCAGGUCCCUUUGGACCUUUACUUCAAGCAUAUGGAGAGAUCUGACUAACAGGCUCGAUUCCCGGGCAGAGGAGGCCACCCACUCCCUCCCACAGCAGCACCGACCCACCUGACGGAGUCGGAGUGAAUCCAAACCAAAAUCUUCUUUCACUCGGAUUUGGCUUCUUUUUUUUCUUUUUUUUUUGAAGGACUACUUUUUUUCUUCCAAAACCUCAAAAUCAACACAUCUUUAUACAGAAAUAGAGAUCCUGACAGGCACCAGGGAGACUUGUAUCCACCUGCCCGGAUGGAGCCGUUAGUGGACGGCCCCCGGCCGCGCUCCGACAGCGCCAGCAGCUCCACGUCCCAGAGCUCCAGGUCCAAGACGCUGCUGCGCCAGCGGCUCUCGCAGCUCAUGACCUGCAUCGAGGACCUGAGCUCCGACGACGAGGCCGGGGAGGAGGUGUCCCGCACCCUGGACGAGGCGUUCCAGCUCUGCGGCCGCUUCCAGCCCACCGACGCAUUCAGGGUCCACGUCGUGACCUGGAACGUGGCCACGGCGGAGCCGCCGGAGGAUUUGUUCUCUCUGCUGCAGCUGGAUGAGCCGACAUGCCCGGAUCUCUAUGUGAUUGGUCUGCAGGAGGUGAAAGCCACUCCGCUGAAGUUCAUGUCAGACCUGAUGUACGAGGAUUCCUGGAGCCACCUCUUCAUGAACACGCUGGCACCCAGAGGCUUCGUGAAGGUCUCGUCCGUGAGGAUGCAGGGUUUGCUGCUGCUGCUCUUCUCCAGACAGAUCCACCUCCCCUUCGUCAGGAACAUCCAGACCACCUACACUCGCACCGGCAUCUUCGGAUACUGGGGGAACAAAGGCGGGGUGUCGGUGCGAUUCUCCUUCUACGGUCACAUGGUGUGUCUGCUCAACUGCCACCUGGCGGCGCACAUGAACAACGCUCUGCAGCGCGUGGACGAGUUCGAGCACAUCCUGGACACGCAGGAGUUCGACUUCUUUGACAACCCUCAUGUUCUGGACCACAAGCUGGUGUUCUGGUUCGGGGAUCUGAACUUCCGUAUCCAGGACCACGGCCUGCACUUCCUCCGCUCAUCCAUCAACAGUGGACGCCUGAACCUGCUGUGGAGCAAAGACGAGCUCAUCAUGAUGAAGAAGAAGGAGCCCUUCCUGCAGGAGUUUGAAGAGGGAGCUCUGAACUUCAAACCCACCUACAAGUUUGACCGUAGAUCUGACACCUACGACAGCAGCGGGAAGAAGAGGAAACCGGCCUGGACCGACCGGAUCCUCUGGAGAGUUAAACCCAAAAGCCUGCCGUCGGAGGGGGGCAGCGACGAGGACGAUGAGGACAAGGCGUCCUCCUCCACAGAACCUGAGGACGAUGAAUAUCCGGUUCUGGUGACCCAGAACAGAUACAGCAGCGACAUGAGCUACGGCGUCAGCGACCACAAGCCUGUCGUUGGCAACUUCACCCUGGAGUUGAGGAAGACCGCCGAGCUGCCGCUGGUGAACGUGUCUCCUGUCGGGGAAUGGAGCGCCGACCAGGACGGAGAGCUGACCUACACGGUGCAGGACGACUUCCUGUCCUCCACCUGGGACUGGAUCGGCCUCUACAAGGAUGGAUUCAAGACUGCGUCCGACUAUGAAAGCUUCAUUUGGGUCCGAGAGAACGAGCUGCCGGAGAUUAAUGAGGUCAUACAGAUUCCCAUGGGCAAGGAGAAGCUCCCGCUGAAAGGUGGAUAUUAUCUUUUAGGUUACUUCAGCACAAACAUGCAGAGCCUCGUGGGACUCAGCGCCGCCUUCCAGAUCCUGGAGUCGAAGCGCGCGGCCAGGGAGGACGUCAACGGGAUCAACAAAUAGGAGCAGAUCCUCCUCCUCUGUGCUGUUUCAGACUUUACAAACCCCCGUUUCCAGAUGAGACGACUCUCUGUGUCGUCACCUGGACUGGAAAUGUCAAUCUGCUAUUUCCUACUCUGCCUUUCAGAAUGAUGAAAAAGAAAAUCACGUUAACGGGUAGCCGACCCGUUUACCUGCAAGCGUUUAUUUUUUUUAGCCUGUUGCAGUUCACAACUGCACAGGUGAUUUAAAACACAUGUUGGCUUUGCUUUCUAAGCAGCUUAUGUGGUAUUUAAUGGGACACUCGUGCUUUUUUUGGUGCUUGCAUGAUUGACAGCACCGGUUAUGCAACAGAAACCAGAGAGAGAUCAAUCACUGGAGCCAGUUAUUCAGAUCAUUCCCAGUUUUAGCUCACGCCGUCUUAAUGAGAACGCAUCCAUCUGUCGAUUGAGCCGUCUGAGUUCGUGCUGCUGAUUAUUUCGAGCCACGGCACCCUAGGGUCCUUGAGGAGGCGAGACUACGCUCGUACUCCGAUGUGACGUUCACUCCCACACGGAGCUGGUUUGUGUCAUACUUUGUAACAAGAUGUGCAAUAUCUAUUUAACAACAUGUGGAGUGUACAUCGUGACAGUCAGCAGAAUCAAAAUGAUAUUUUAUUUUUAUGUGGAUUUAAACAGUUUGAAUUAUACGGGACAGGUUUCCUGUUUCAGUGCAAAAAUGAUGAUUGUUGUCCGAAAACAAAGUGUCUUUACGUGUCAGAAAUGUGUGUUUGUGGUUCUUUCAUUGAUUUCCCUGCACGUGUGCGUUGAUUUCCU